GGCUCUACCAGUGAAGAAACACCUUUGGUACCUUUCAACUUUUCCUAUUUCAACUCUGAUUCACCCACUAAAGUUUUAUAGGAUGACCACUGAAUACUAUCCAACUAUAGAUGAUUAUCCACAGACUACAGACGAGCUAUGUGUGGUGGCCCCAGACCCACAGGAAAUCUUGGUUCAGACUUACAUCCACUCCUUCAUCUGCGCCUUUGGCCUGAUUGGAAACAUCCUCGUCAUCGUCACUUACAUCUUUUACAAAAGGACCAAAACAAUGACUGAUGUGUAUCUUUUCAAUGUGGCUGUGAUUGACCUGAUCUUUGUGGUGGCAUUGCCUUUUAUCAUCUACAAUGAGCAGAACAACUGGUGGAUGGGCACUGCCGCCUGUAAAAUCCUCCGUUCCACCUACAGUAUGAACCUGUACUGUGGCAUGCUGCUGUUGGCUUGUAUUAGUGGAGACCGGUACAUUGCCAUAGUCCAGGCUCGACGCUCUUUUGGCUCUCGCUCCCAAUCUCUCCUCUAUAGUCGCAUCAUCUGUGCUGUUGUGUGGAUUUUUGCUUUAUCCUUAACACUCCCUACAAUCAUCUAUACCCAAACUUUUAAAGAGAUGAAUUUUGGAUUGCCAGUGUCUGUGUCAUGUGAAAUGUCCUUUGAUGAGGACGAAACAGCCAGACUUGUGAAAAUCUUGGUUCCAAGCUUACAGAUGGCUAUAGGAUUCUUACUACCUUUUCUUAUAAUGACCUUUUGCUACUCUUGCAUUCUUAUCACAUUACUCAGAGCACAAAGUAGCCAGCGCCACAAAGCCAUCCGUGUAGUUUUCGCUGUGGUCGUGGUCUUCAUCUUGUGUCACUUUCCAUACAAUGUGGUCCUUCUCAAACACACGCUGUCCCUUUUCAAAGAAAGAAGCUGCAAAAUGGAGAAGAUUAAGUUUAAAAUUUUGGCUAUUUCCCAAAGUAUCGCUUACCUCCACUGCUGCCUCAACCCCAUCCUGUACGCCUUUGUGGGGGUCAAGUUCAGGAGCCAUUUCAGACAGAUCAUGGUAGACUUGUGGUGCAUUAGCAAGAAGUACAUCUAUAACGCUCGUUCCUCACGCAACACCUCCGAUACCGGCAUGACUGGCUUCUCCACAGGGUUCAAGUCAGAUAGUUCUCAGAUGUCCUCCUUUAGUGCAUAAAGUUAAUUUGUUUACAUAGUGCAGUGUAACUUUUCUAGUGGAGGGUGUGGCACAUGCUUCUCUCCAUAGAGCUGUUUUUUUUUUGCCUGGACAGUUCCACAAUAUAGAAUUCAGUCGACCUAUCAUGCAUUUAUUUAAAUGCACCGACUUUCUAUGCUUAAAAAACACACAAAAAAUGCAUUCACAUUGUGUUAACUAGGGGCUGCCUCUUCACACAUCUUGUUUAAUGUCACACUGUAGAACAUUCUAAGCAAAGAAAUAACAUCUCAAAAAAGUAUAAGAGAAAUUGAGACACAACACGGUAAUUAUUGGCUAAAAUCAAGUUAUUCACAAUGAAACAUGCAGUUAUCAUAUAUCACAUUUUGAAACAAAGAUAAAGAAAAAAAGAAAAAAGAAAAAAAAAUACAGUGUGGAGAACGAUAUCUGCUUGU
Periophthalmus magnuspinnatus is the source of this 1599-nucleotide messenger RNA. RefSeq names its product chemokine (C-C motif) receptor 6b (gene ccr6b). The record is from RefSeq and is a predicted model, not a curated record. The transcript is spliced from 2 exons. Gene Ontology annotation, cellular component: membrane. Gene Ontology annotation, biological process: immune response; G protein-coupled receptor signaling pathway. The coding region runs from base 83 to 1168 and encodes 361 amino acids. Gene Ontology annotation, molecular function: G protein-coupled receptor activity. Lineage: Eukaryota; Metazoa; Chordata; Actinopteri; Gobiiformes; Gobiidae.